ACGGAGGUGGGGGUGGGGGAAGGGCAGAAGGGCUGGAGCUGCGCGCGGAAUAGUCUGGGAAAUGUAGUCUGACCUGGAGGAAGCGAACGGGAGUGCGCAUGUUUAGGAGGGCUCAGCCACCCUCGGAACACUGAAGUGAGGCUGGGAGUCCCUGCACCGCGAAACUUCAGGAGGGGACUGAGAUGGAGUUGGGACUACAGAAGGGGAUGGAUUCUGGGGUUCCGGCUGCCCAGCUAGACCUUGAGCCUCAGCAGAGGUCUGAGAACUCCCUGUGCUGUCACGCGAGCUUUCCAAUUGCCACCAUUGCUACGGCGACAGAUCUCUUAAGCUCCCUAAAGUAGUGACGCUAAAGUAGUGGUAGAUUUCUGGGAAAUGUAUUUCCGUGCCCUCCUCUACUUGUUUAGUGGCUGUUCCAAGUUUCUCCUAGGGUUUCGAGUUUACUUGGCACCCUAAGGCGGCAGAGGUGUGACCCACAGAAAUCUAACUGCCUCUAAGUUGAUGCCACCCCAAUAAUAAAUUCAGAUUUUCACAAAGUUCCAGUUGCAGAAAGUAUGUAGGGAAGGGAAGUCAGCCCUAUUUGCAGGUGAGGAAACUGCAGACUUCAGAGUUCACUAGGCACAGAGGAAUCAGCAUCUCGGACCUUCCUUGCAGACUGUUGCUCCAGUGAUUUGGGGGCCUCUGAGGGUCCUCAGAAGUCCCUCCCAUCUCUCCGUUACCUCCGAACGCCAACUAAAUUAGAGAACUGAAGAAAUGGAUGGUUGCUAAAUGUGAUGAGAUAGCUUCAGGUGUUGGAGAGGAGCAGUGGAAAGGCGUUGCCUGAGAGAAGUUGGGAUGCGGGAUAAGGGACAGACACUGACCUGAGACCUGAUCUGGUACUCCUGAUGAGACCCACCAUGCUGGGAUCCCCAGGCCGUGCACCCUCAGAAAAUGAACCCGUUGUGGUGAAGCUGGAGGACACUGAGGAGGAGGAAGAAGGCAGUCUGUGGGACCCAGGCCCUGAGGCUGCACGUCUACGCUUCCGGUGCUUCCGUUACGAGGAGGCAAUUGGCCCUCAGGAAGCCCUGGCCCAGCUCCGAGAGUUGUGUCACCAGUGGCUACGCCCAGAGGUACACUCCAAGGAACAGAUGUUGGAACUCUUGGUGUUGGAACAGUUUCUAGGUGCACUGCCUCCUGAGAUACAGGCCCACGUGCAAGGGCAGUGGCCAGGCAGCCCUGAAGAAGCUGCUGCCUUGGUUGACGGGCUUCGAUGGGAGCUGGAUGGACCUCGGAAAUGGGUCACAGUCCAGGUACAGGGAAAGGAGAUCCUAUCAGAAAAGAUGGAAUCCUCCAGCUUCCAGCCUAUACCUCACAUCAAGCUCCAGACUCCAGAGCCUGGGGCUGAAACUCCCCCUGAGGCCAUGCAGGAAUUGCCACCGCCAGUGAACCUUCAAAUGAAAGAGGAGGAGACAGAGGUGAUGGAGAAUCCAGAACUCCUGGAUUCUGGGCCUCUUCCUGCUGCCCAAGAGGCUGCAGCUGCUCUCCUACCUAAGGAGGCCCAGGGCCAUGGGACAGCACUGGACCAGACCUCUCCUCACAGCAACACUGAACCUGAUGUGGCCCCAUGGAGUGAGGACCCUGUAGCCCUGUGGCAAGAGGAAGUAGGUGGCAUCUUCUCACCAGGGUUUGCGCUUCAGAUGGACAGCAUCACGGCAGAGCCAGAUACGGUGAGCCCCCACCUCCAUGUUCCCUGGGAUCUCGACAUGGCUAGCCUCUCUGGACAGAUGCAGUCCCCCUCCCGAGAAGGUGGCUUCGCCCAUGACCUCGUGCUCCCCAGCAACCCGGGAGGUGAACAGGACCCUGCCUGCGAGAAUCCCUGCCCCAGUGUGGGCCCAGCACUGGUGGCGACUCGCCGACUUGCCCCAAAGAGCCGGAGCCGGGGUCGCCCUAGUACCGGGACUGGAGCGGUGCGAGGCGGCCGCUGUGACGUGUGUGGCAAGGUGUUCAGUCAGCGAAGCAAUCUGCUGCGGCACCAGAAGAUCCACACGGGCGAGCGACCGUUCGUGUGUGGCGAGUGCGGCCGCAGCUUCAGUCGCAGCUCUCACCUGCUGCGCCACCAGCUCACGCAUACCGAGGAACGGCCUUUCGUGUGCUGUGACUGUGGCCAGGGCUUCAUGCGCAGCGCGCGCCUGGAAGAACACCGGCGAGUGCACACGGGUGAGCAGCCAUUCCGCUGCGCAGAGUGCGGCCAGAGCUUUCGGCAGCGCUCCAACUUACUACAGCACCAGCGCAUCCACGGUGACCCGCCCGGCCCAGCACCACUUACCCUGCCCCUCCCGGGAGUUCCCGAGCCCCCGGGCCCCUUCCCGUGCAGCGAGUGCUGUGAGAGCUUCCCACGACGUGCAGUGCUGCUGGAGCACCAGGCGGUACACACUGGGGACAAAUCCUUCGGAUGCGUGGAGUGCGGCGAGCGCUUUGGCCGCCGCUCGGUGCUGCUGCAGCACCGGCGCGUGCACAGCGGUGAACGGCCCUUCGCCUGUGCCGAGUGCGGCCAGAGCUUCCGGCAGCGCUCCAACCUCACCCAGCACCGGCGCAUCCACACCGGCGAGCGGCCCUUCGCCUGCGCCGAAUGUGGCAAAGCCUUCCGCCAAAGGCCCACACUCACGCAACACCUGCGUGUGCACACAGGCGAGAAGCCCUUCGCCUGCCCCGAGUGUGGCCAGCGCUUCAGCCAGCGACUCAAGCUCACUCGCCACCAGAGGACCCACACGGGCGAGAAGCCCUACCACUGCGGUGAGUGCGGCCUCGGCUUCACGCAGGUGUCCCGGCUCACUGAGCACCAGCGCAUCCACACUGGUGAGCGGCCUUUCACUUGCCCCGAGUGUGGCCAGAGUUUCCGGCAGCAUGCCAACCUCACCCAGCACCGACGCAUCCACACGGGCGAGCGGCCCUAUGCGUGCUCCGAGUGUGGCAAAACCUUCCGUCAGCGGCCCACACUCACGCAGCACCUGCGCACUCACCGGCACGAAAAGCCCUUCGCCUGCCAGGACUGUGGCCGCCGCUUCCACCAGAGCACCAAGCUCAUUCAGCACCAGCGUGUACACAACGCUGAGUAGGUCAAAAAACACCUCACACUGUUGUUGUGAGGCUGGCAUCGCCCAACAGGCCCGCUGAGGACCAGGUCUUCAGUAGGUGCUCAAUAGAUAGAUGAUGCUUCCCCACCUGCACGGUUCUUCUGCCCACCUUACGGCUGUUUCAGGUUGGGCAUAUCCUCUGUGCCAUGGCCUUCCGUAUACUUCCCAAGUAACCGUACCUACCACACCUGCUCUCUUGUGGAAUAUACUCUGUACCAUACCUCUGGGUUAUACAAUAGGUAUGCCCAGCCUCAGAUGGUGAAAAGUAGCCACACUCACACACACAAAAAAAAUUAAUCAGGGUCUAGUCGAGAGUUCUACCCGGGCGGUGGUGGCCCAUGCCUUUAUCCCAGCACUCUGGAGGCAAAAGCAGUUGGAUAUCUGUGAG
Molecule: messenger RNA, 3498 nt
Organism: Myodes glareolus (Bank vole)
Lineage: Eukaryota; Metazoa; Chordata; Mammalia; Rodentia; Cricetidae
Source: RefSeq, a predicted model, not a curated record